Molecule: messenger RNA, 853 nt
Organism: Hibiscus syriacus
Lineage: Eukaryota; Viridiplantae; Streptophyta; Magnoliopsida; Malvales; Malvaceae
Product: pseudo histidine-containing phosphotransfer protein 6-like
Exons: 5
Coding region: 188-658 (156 amino acids)
Biological process (GO): phosphorylation; cytokinin-activated signaling pathway; phosphorelay signal transduction system
Cellular component (GO): cytoplasm; nucleus
Molecular function (GO): protein histidine kinase binding; histidine phosphotransfer kinase activity
Source: RefSeq, a predicted model, not a curated record
CGCUUCAACACAGAAAACAAAGAACACACAAAACCCUAAACCCUGAAAACUUCGAAAUCAACAAACAGGAGUUUCCUGUUCAUACAGAGAAGAAACCCCCACCCGUUUUCGUUUCCGGGUCAAAUUUUUACUCACACUCGUGUGCGGGUUCAACAAUCCAGUAGCCAAAACGGGUCUGCCAGUGUGGAUGUUGGGGUUGGCUGCCGAUCGGUUGCGAGCGGACAUGAACCGUCUGCUCGCAUUCCUCUUCCACCAGGGGAUACUCGACGAGCAAUUCUUGCAACUCCAACAGCUUCAAGACGAAUCCUCGCCGAAUUUCGUAUCGGAAGUCGUCAACAUCUACUUCCAUGAAUCGGAGAAGCUUCUGAGGAACCUCAGAUCGUUGCUGAUGGACAGAGAGUUCUCGGAUUAUAAUAAAAUAGGAAUCCAUUUGAAUCAGUUCAUGGGAAGCAGCUCGAGCAUUGGUGCCAAAAGGAUAAGAAAUGUCUGCGUCGCCUUUCGAGCCGCUUCCGAGCAGAACAAUCGUGCCGGGUGUCUGAGAGCAUUGGAGCUGCUAGAACAUGAGUAUUGUUUCCUCAGGAACAAAUUGCAUGAACUUUUCCAGAUACAGCAGCAAAGAGUACUAGCAGCUGGAGUAAGAUACCCAAUGCAGAACUAAAGCCAAGGGAUUUAAUGCCAUAACAUGGUGGGGGGGGGGGGAGACUUUCAUGGGAACCUUCCUUGAUUUAAAAUUUUUGCUAAAAUCCAAGCAAACCACAAAGCAGGAUUGUGUACUAUUUGGAGAUGGAAAUGGUUAAAAAAAGAGAAUGGGUUUCCUUGUUUGCCACUACCAAAUUUGUGACAUUAACGUAGA